CUUGUGUUCCAAAAUCUCUACUUUACCAUUUCAUCCUCUUUCACUCUAUCCCCAAUAUCACUAUCCAUCUUGAUCUGGGCUUUGUGUUUCUUGCUUAAAAACACAAUCUUUUCUUCAAACUAUUCAAAAAACAACACUUGCUCAAAACAUAUUCAUCUUUAACAAAUUAAGUUAAUAAUAGCACUGUAUCUACUUAUGUAUAUCUCACUCGAAUGAGUUGGUUUCUCUAAGUAUGGGUAGGGGUAAAGGAAACAGAAAGAAGUUUACUUUGACUAAAAAUGAUGAUGCUGGAAGUGGUGAAGAAAGAAUUCCUGCCCAAAAAAGAAGGGGCAGGCCUCAAAAACCAUUGAUAGAUGAAGUUAAUGUAGUCGUUGAAAAGAUAGAAGACGAAGAAAAGAAAAAUGUGAAUGAUGUUGUAUCAAAGAAAGAAGUGAAGGUAAUGGUGAAUGUAAAGAAGAGAAAACGAAACAAACAGUCAAACGAGGAGGGUGAUGUGGUCAAAGAGGGAAAUGGAAGUGAAACCAGAUCAAACACAAAUGGAUUAACGCAGGUUAAUGGAUUUCGACAUACGGGAAGUAGGAGGAAGAGCAAGCCUCGUAGGGCAGCUGAAGCUGGUGUUGAAUGCAGAUAAGAUCAGUAAAUCUCUAGUCUCAUCUUGUUGAUCUGUUUUUAGAUUAGUUAGUUUAAUAGUAAUUAGAGGUAUGCCUUCGAUAUAUGUUCCCAUUUAUAUCUAUAUUUUUGCAUCAUAUCGGUGGAAUAGAUCUCAUGUUUUUGGUUAAUGUCAAUGUACAUGGUCUUUAAGUCCAAAUUAGUGGCAUACUAUACUGAUAA
Messenger RNA from Erigeron canadensis, 831 nucleotides. RefSeq lists its product as uncharacterized. The coding region runs from base 233 to 631 and encodes 132 amino acids. The transcript is spliced from 2 exons. Lineage: Eukaryota; Viridiplantae; Streptophyta; Magnoliopsida; Asterales; Asteraceae. The record is from RefSeq and is a predicted model, not a curated record.